GUGCUGAAUCGUGUGAAUAUCAAACAAUGAGCGGCUGCACAAAUGUGACAACUAAUGAAAUAACUCUGCGGGAGUGUGACAGCCCGAGGUGGGGUGGCAGAGCCGUGACCCCCUCGUCUCAGACAGCCGUGUGGGCCUAUGACAGGCCGACACACAGGCGGCUGCUGGCAGAGCUUCCUCCCCUGACCGAUGCAUAUAUAUUGAGCCGAUCGUGCCAUCACAAGCUCACUGGCACACACAGGUACUGUUUCACCCUCGCCGAUCCGUUCACUAUGGCCACAGACCACCAGAACCCUGCGUCCAAGCAGCAGCAGCAGCAGCAGCCGAGCACCAGUGCGUUUAAGCUGGUUAUCUAUGAGCAGGAGAACUUCCAGGGACGCUCCCACGAGCUGACCGGCCCCUGUAACAACCUCCCGGAAGCAGGCGUGGAGAAAGUGGGCUCCAUCCUGGUGCUGUGUGGACCAUGGGUGGGAUACGAGCAGGCCAACUGUAAGGGGGAGCAGUAUGUGUUUGAGAAGGGGGAGUAUCCUCGCUGGGAUUCCUGGACAAACAGCAGGCGCAGUGACACCGUUCUUGCAUUCCGACCAAUUAAAGUGGACAGCCAGGAGCACAAGAUUGUCCUUUAUGAAAACCCCAGCUUUGCAGGGAAGAAGAUAGAAAUCGUAGACGAUGAUGUCCCCAGUUUUCAUGCACAUGGCUACCAGGAGAAGGUCUCCUCUGUGAGGGUUCAGAGUGGCAUCUGGGUGGGCUAUCAGUAUCCAGGCUACAGAGGAUACCAGUACCUGUUUGAAAAGGGGGAGUACAAGGACACCGCCGAGUUCGGAGCCCAGAUUCCUCAGAUCCAGUCAGUUCGGCGCAUCAGAGACGUGCAGUGGCAUCAGAGGGGAGCUUUUCACCCCGUCAACUGAUGAGCUUGUGACCUUUACUUUGCACCAACAGCCUCGGCCCUACAAAAACAACAUCACAUAGCAUUUGGAUUUUUAUUUCUUGCAGCUGUUGCAAAAGUGACAUUCUUUGAAGCAAAUUAUAAUAAAUCAUGAUUGCAUACAUAUA
Molecule: messenger RNA, 1053 nt
Organism: Solea senegalensis (Senegalese sole)
Lineage: Eukaryota; Metazoa; Chordata; Actinopteri; Pleuronectiformes; Soleidae
Gene: crybb2
Product: crystallin, beta B2
Exons: 6
Coding region: 27-908 (293 amino acids)
Biological process (GO): visual perception; lens development in camera-type eye
Molecular function (GO): structural constituent of eye lens
Source: RefSeq, a predicted model, not a curated record